AUGACGGUGAAAGUUCUUUUCCUGGGUCCUGAGGGUACUUACUCGCAUCAGGCAGCUAUCCAGCAGUUUAGUCAUCUGGUUGAUUAUAACGUAGUGUAUGAAGCUGUGGAUUCCAUUCCUUCUUGUGUGGAUAAGUUAAUCGAGCAUGACAAUGACAUAGAAGACGUCGAUCUGUAUUCGGUGGUGCCAUUGGAGAACUCCACAAAUGGACAGGUAGUUUUUACUUAUGACAUUUUAAGAAAUCUUAUGCAAGGUAGUAACGGCACAAAUAUGAGGAUUCGAGAGAAUCAAGUGGUUGCUCCAAUUACAAUUGUGGGAGAGCAAUAUGUUUCAAUUCUACAUUGUUUGAUUAGUCCUGAUCCGAGCAUAGGCAUUGAGUCAUUACAAAAUUACGAUACUUUAAAGAUAUAUAGCCAUCCCCAAGUGUGGGGACAGGUAUCAAAGUAUCUGGUCGAACUACAGAAAAGAUUUCCAAACUUGAAGCUGGAGAGAAUAAAUUGUAACUCAACCUCGGAAGCAGUCCUACAAGCAGCUGAGGAACAAUCGUCAAGCCAAUCUUCUGGUAUUUUAAACCUAGCAAUUGCGAGUGAGAUCGCUGCAUCGAUUUACCAGUGUUAUAUUAUUCAACACAGCAUCAACGAUAUACUGGGUAAUACCACAAGAUUUUUGGUAUUCAAAAAGAAAUCUAAUCAUAGAAGAUUACUGGCACCUCCUUCUGCCACACCACAACGAGUGUCUUUACUGACUUUCACCAUAAAGCAAGAUGAUCCUGGUUCUUUGGUAGAGGUUUUGUCUGUUCUAAAGGACUUUUCUUUAAAUAUGUGCUCCAUAAGUUCAAGACCUUACUUGUUGAGAUCUGAACAGAUAUCGCAACAGGGAGAAAACUUUAGAAGGCGGAAUUGGCAAUACAUAUUCUUUAUCGAAUUCUACAUAGAGCAGGAUAAAGAAUUUGAUAAAGACAAAUUCUGCGAUCGUAUUGAUGCCUUGUGCGGAGAUUGGUGCCAUUGGGGAAGAUUUCCUAGAGAUAUAUGCUAUUAUAAGAACACUGCGUGA
Molecule: messenger RNA, 1053 nt
Organism: Nakaseomyces glabratus
Lineage: Eukaryota; Fungi; Ascomycota; Saccharomycetes; Saccharomycetales; Saccharomycetaceae
Gene: PHA2
Product: prephenate dehydratase PHA2
Biological process (GO): L-phenylalanine biosynthetic process
Cellular component (GO): cytoplasm
Molecular function (GO): chorismate mutase activity; prephenate dehydratase activity
Source: RefSeq, a predicted model, not a curated record